AUGGACGGAGGCGGAGUGACGGGUUUGGAGGAGGCGACCGGCGGGGACCAGAGCGUGGCAACGCCAAUGACGGAGCGCAAGCGGGAGAAGCAGAUGGAGGUGUUCGUGGGCGGCCUGGACAAGGACGCGGCGGAGGAGGACGUCAAGCGCGUCUUCGGCCGCGUCGGGCAGAUCGCGCACGUGCGCCUGCCGCGCGACGCCGCGACGGGGCGCAACAAGGGCUACUGUUUCGUGCAGUACGCCACUGAAGGCGCCGCACGCCGUGCCGCCUCUGAACUGGACCGAAUAGUGGUGCGGGGGAGGCCAGUGGGGGUGUUGGGCGGCGAGCAGGAGGACACGCUGUUCAUCGGGAACAUCAACAAGACGUGGUCCAAGGCCAAGAUAGAGGCGGUGCUGGUGGGGAGCGGCGUGGGGGCGUGGGAGGCGCUGACGUUCAUGGAGGACCCGCAGCACGCGGGGCACAACCGCGGCUUCGCCUUCCUCGAGUUCGCCUCGCACCGCGCCGCCGCCGCCGCCAAGCAGCGCCUGCAGCAGGCGGACGUGAGCCUGGGCGUGGACCGCCCGCCCCGCGUGUCGUGGGCCGCGCCCCUCAACGAGCCCGACCAGCGCGUCAUGGCGCAGGUGCGCGUGCAGUGCGGGCAUGGCACAGUGACUCAUAUCGCUGUACGUCUGUCAUCAUCCCCCUCGCACCCGCUCUUCACCCGCCUGCGUCUCUCCCCCGGACGGCAGGUGAAGAGCAUUUUCGUGGAUGGCAUGCCGCCCUCGUGGGACGAGCCACGGGCGGCGGGGUUUUUCGGGAGAUACGGGCAGAUAGAGCGUGUGGUGCUGGCGCGCAACCUGCCAUCCGCCAAGCGGCAGGACUACGGCUUCAUCAACUACACCACUCGCGAGGCUGCCCUCGCUGCCAUUGCUGCUCUCAAUGGCUCACAAGUGGUGGAUGGAAGUUUUCAGGCAAGUGCUUCCAUUUUUAUGAGUGCUGCGAUGCCCAUGUGUGUGCUGCUCACGCCCAUGUCUGCCCCACCCCACCACCCCCUUCGCCCCCUCUGCGUGUCUCACCAACCCAUGCCUGAGUCCGCCUGCCGCUCCACCCCUCUUCCCCCCCUGCAGAUGAAGAUGCGUGUGACUCUGGCGAAGCCGCAGGACCGCAAGCCGCGCCACCCGCCUCCCAGCGGCAGGGCGGGAGGGGGGGAGCAGCGCAGGGCGGGCAUGGGGGACGGCAGCGUGACUGCGCUGCUGGAGGCGCUGAGGGAGCAGGCAGAGCGCGAGGAGCGCGGAGAGGGCGCGCAGGAGGCCCAAGCAGGGGAGGGGGAAGGCGCAGCGGGAAAAGCGGAGGCAGGGGCGGAGGUGAAGCAGGAAGGUGGUGGCGAUGGGGGGAGCGCAGUGGGGACGGGCAGUGCACUGGAGGGGGGGGUGGGGGGAGGAGAGGGGGAGAAGCCGGAAGGAGGAGGAGGGGUGGGGGAGCAGGAGGGAGGGUUGGCAGGGAGUGCAGCGGCGGCAGUGGAAGCAGCUUUGGCAAAUGAAUCCAAGGGCACGGGCGACGGAGAGGGGGACGCGGAGGGGGAAGCAGGGGAGGAAGGGGCAGAGGGGGAGGCGGGGACGCCAGGGAAAGCGCGUGCGGGGGAGAGGGAGGGGAAGAACACGGCAGGGCUGAACCGGUUUGAGUGUGCGGUGUGUGUGUUUGGGUCGGACGACGAGAGCGAGUACCUGUCGCACCAGCUGUCGCGCGUGCACAGCAUUGUGAGCAUGUUCCGGCAGGACCUCAAGCUGUCCAACAAGACACCCCUCAGCAUGCUCAACGAGCUUGCUAUGCGCAACAAGAUCGAGGUGAGAUGCCCUUGCAUGUCCCACCAGCUGUCGCGCGUGCACAGCAUCGUGAGCAUGUUCCGGCAGGACCUGAAGCUGUCCAACAAGACGCCCCUCAGCAUGCUGAAUGAACUCGCCAUGCGCAACAAGAUCGAGGUGACGUACGAGCUCAAGGGCGAGCCCACAGGCCCCUUUGACGCGUCCGCAUCACUAGGGGGAGGCCCCAACGCCAUCCCGUGGGUGUGUGGCGAGGCGCGCGCGGGCAUGAAGCUGCGCGCCAAGCAGAUGGCGGCGGCUGCUGCGCUGGAGUCGCUGCUGCAGGCGGGCGUGGGGGAGAGCGAACUCACCCGCCCAGGGCAGGCGCGGCUGAAGCAGAUGGGCAAGGGCAAGGGCGGCAGAGGCUCGCCUGGAGGGGCGCAGCGCGGGGGGCGAGGGGCGUAUGGGGGGCGCGGAGGGGGGGAUAGGGGGCGCGCGGAUAGGGAUGGUGGGGGUUAUGGGGGGUGGGGGACAGGGGACGUGGAAAGGGGAGUGGGUGGGUAUGGUUCGUUGGGGGUGUACGGGGGAGGGGCGAUUGGUGGCGGUUUGGGGGAGGCGGCAGCGGGGGAGAGUUAUGCGGAGAGGCUGGGGCGCAUUCAGGGCAUGCACUAUGUGAUGCGCUCUGGCCUGCCUCCUGUCUCGCCUAGCAUGCAGCCUCUUGCUCCUCCUGCUGCCCCUCCGCUGGGUGCUGGCUUGGGUGCAGCGGCAGGGGGGUAUGGUGCUCCCAGCACUGGAUAUGCCGGCUCUGGGGCUGCAGGGGCUGCUUAUGGGGGGCAGUAUGGUGGUGGGCAAUACAGUGCGGUGCAGUAUGGUGGAGCGCAGUACGGAGGCAAGUAUGGGGGGGCUCAGUAUGGUGGCUCACAGUACAGUGCGGUGCCGUACGGUGGGGCGCAGUAUGGAGGGGCGGCGUACGAGGGGCAGUACGGGCGGACAGAGGGAGCAGCGAGUGGAGGGAAGCGGCCAUAUCUCCCUGCUGACAACCCUGACGCCCUUCACACCAGCCAGCGACCACGCACCGACCCCUACGCUCCCCCUGCUCCCCCCACACGCUCUGCCUACUCCAACCCCCCGCCCACACACCCCUACAGCGCGCCUCCGCCCCCGCACUCCUACUCCACGCCUCCCGCUCAUCCCUACACCAACCCACCCCCAGCACAUCCGCCCCCCUCCAACCCUCCUCCCUCCUACCCCUCUGCGCACACCUACCCCGCCCCACCCUCUUACCCGCCGUCCUACUCCUACCCUCCUGCCCCCGCUGCUCCAUACGGCACUGGGAGUGCACCGGCAGCAGCAGCACCAGCGCCACCCCCGUACUACCAGCAGCAGCACCCACAGGCACAGCAGGGGGCCGGGGCGGGCAGUGGCAGCAGCGCAGGCGGUGCAGAGCGCUCGUACGCACACUCUCACCACUACUCCACCCAGCCGCAGCCGCAGCAGCAGCAGCAGCAGCAGCAGCAGCAGCAGCAGCAGCAGCAGCAGCAGCCCUAUCAGCAGCCUUACUCGCAGCAGCAGCCGCCACCCCCACAGCAGCCAUACCAGCCGCCAUACCAGCAGCCACAGCAGCAGCAGCAGCAGCAGCAGGGUUAUGAUCAGAAGCCUCCACAGCAGCAGCAGCAGUCGGCAGCAGGGGGGGCAGAUAGAGGCCGCGGUGGAGAGGGAGGGGGGCAGCAGCAGGGAGUGAAGCGAGAGGGGGGAGGACAGGGGGGCUAUGCAGGAGGGCCAGCGCCUCCCAGCACUGCAGGCGGUUACGGGGGUGCGUAUGGGGGCGCGUAUGCAGGCCUGUAUGCUAACACCCAUGCUGCCACCACUUCCGCCGCUCCUGCUCCUCCCGCCGCUCCUGCUCCUCCCGCCGCCCAUUCUUCAGCAGCGCCGCCCAACCAUUCUCAGCCGCCAACGUCUGCCGGCCAGUCCCCUGCGCCUGCAGGUGGUGCGGGCGGUGGCGGGGGGGCAGCGGGUGCAGGGGGUGCGACGGGGACGAGUGCAUACGGGCAGUAUGCGUCGGUGCCCACCACCUACUACUGA
Closterium sp. Naga37s-1 is the source of this 3861-nucleotide messenger RNA. The record is from the annotation of a GenBank genome assembly. NCBI's taxonomy places the organism in Eukaryota, Viridiplantae, Streptophyta, Zygnematophyceae, Desmidiales, Closteriaceae.